Molecule: messenger RNA, 920 nt
Organism: Dioscorea cayenensis subsp. rotundata (Guinea yam)
Lineage: Eukaryota; Viridiplantae; Streptophyta; Magnoliopsida; Dioscoreales; Dioscoreaceae
Product: membrane-anchored ubiquitin-fold protein 4-like
Exons: 4
Coding region: 225-581 (118 amino acids)
Molecular function (GO): protein binding
Source: RefSeq, a predicted model, not a curated record
UUGGAAGGUGAGCAAGCCCCCCAUGGUCAGUCACCGCACUGUUUCGCCCUCGAUAAGAACCCCCAACCUCCAUGAAUCCUCUUCCCAAUUCCAUGCUUCCUUCCUCUCGAUUCUUGCUGAUCAUUGCUCGAUCGAAGCUUUCUGGGUUUGGAUUCUGGUGAGAAGCAGGGGAUCGAGCUGGGUUUCUUUCGGUGGAUUUGGUUGGGGGAUUGGUGGUGGGUUCAAUGCCUGGAGAGGAUCUCGUAGAGCUCAAAUUCCGGCUAUUUGAUGGCACGGAUAUCGGCCCGAUCGGUUACUCCUCGGCCUCCACCAUCGCCAUGCUGAAAGAGAGGAUCGUCUCCGAGUGGCCUCGUGAUAAAAAGAUCAUUCCAAAGGCAGCUAAUGAUGUUAAGCUGAUAAGUGCUGGGAAAAUUUUGGAGGAUAAUAAAACAGUUGCCCAGUGUAGACCUCCUUUUGAUGAGCUUCUGGGAGGGGUUACCAUCAUGCAUGUUGUUGUGCAACCAUCAUUGCCUAAGGCAAAAUCUGAAAAGAAGAUCGAUGAAGUGCCGAAGAAGACUUCCUGUUCUUGCUCCAUAAUGUGAGCCUCUGAAUUAUCACUUCAUUUGUAAGCCUGCUCCAUUCCAUCAUUCAUAAAGUCGGUGAAAGAUCUCUCUUUGCGGCUUCCUUUAUUUCUGCAAAUCAAGAUCGAUUUUACAAUAGAGUUAUACAAAUGAACAAUAGUACCCUAAAUAUAUCACCUGUUGUCACCUGUUACUUUCCGGCAAAGUAUCAAAAUUAUUUUUUUCUUUUUAUUUUCGCACUAGUGUAUCAUUCCAUGGGCCAUCUUUCUAAUGACAUUAGAGUUGUGGUUAUGGGAGUUUGAAAGUGAAUUCCCAUUGCACCAGUAAGAAAAACAACAUUUGGGUGUGGCUUUAUUAUUA